CACUGAUAGGCGGCACUGACUGGUUGCACUGCUGGGUGGCACUGACUGGCGGCACUGGUGGGUGACACUGGUGGGCACUGCUGGGCACAGGUGGGUGGCACUGAUGGGCACAGGUGGGUGGCACUGCUGGGCACUUGUGAGCAGAACUAGUGAAUGGCACUGCUGGGCACCGAUCAUCAGGGCACUGAUCAUCAGUGCCCUGAUGAUCGGUGCCGAUCCCUGCUAUGACAGCUGCCGGUUAUCGGCAGUACUUUCCUCAUGCUCUGACAGCGUGAGAAAAGUGCAGCCGAAAACCGGCAAUUGC
Messenger RNA from Staurois parvus, 304 nucleotides. The record is from the annotation of a GenBank genome assembly. Lineage: Eukaryota; Metazoa; Chordata; Amphibia; Anura; Ranidae.